Molecule: messenger RNA, 1266 nt
Organism: Sander lucioperca (pikeperch)
Lineage: Eukaryota; Metazoa; Chordata; Actinopteri; Perciformes; Percidae
Gene: dnajc17
Product: DnaJ (Hsp40) homolog, subfamily C, member 17
Exons: 11
Coding region: 161-1102 (313 amino acids)
Biological process (GO): spliceosomal complex disassembly
Cellular component (GO): spliceosomal complex
Molecular function (GO): RNA binding
Source: RefSeq, a predicted model, not a curated record
UCCCAGGUUGCAGUGCACUUCCUAGUUUAAAGGUCGAAGACGUUUAACGCAUGCUGCCUGGAACGGGAACAACAACAAACCGCUGAAUUAGCCAAACGUUAACAUCGCGUUUACAUUUCUUAUUUUUCUGUGUUGGUACCGUUGCUCAUUAUUGACAGAAAUGUCCGGAAAGGCCAAGGAUAUCCUACAGAUGGACCUGUAUGGUUUACUUGGUAUUGAAAGCACUGCUACAACAAAAGAGAUCAAGAAAGCUUAUCGACAGAAAGCCUUGACAUGCCAUCCAGACAAGAACCCAGACAACCCAAAAGCAGUGGAGCUCUUCCACCAGUUGUCCCAGGCUCUCGAGGUGCUAACUGAUGCUGCUGCCAAGGCUGCCUAUGACAAGAUUUGCACUGCUAAGAAACGGGCAGAAGAAAGAACCAGGAAGCUAGAUGAUAAGAGAAAAAAAAUUAAGCUUGACUUGGAGGCCAGAGAGCAACAAGCAGAAGCUCAGAGUCAGGAAGAGGUGCAAAACACUAGAACACUUGAAGAAGAGAUAGCCCGUUUGAGAGAGGAGGGAUCCAGGCAGCUUGAGGAGGAACAGAGGCUCAUCAGAGAGCAGAUCCAGAGAGAAAGAGAAGAACAGCAGCUGCAAACAGGAGUCUACAACUCAGGAGUGGAGAGAUGUUCCAAGAGCAAUGUGACCCCCAAAUUGAAGUUAAAGUGGAAGUGUAAAAAAGAUGACGAGACGAAUGGAGGCUACUCUCAAGACAUUCUUUUCAGACUUCUACAAAAGUAUGGGGAUGUUUCAAAUGUGAUUGUAUCGAGAAAGAAGAGAGGAAGCGCUGUGGUUGAAUUUGCAACAGUGAGAGCAGCUGAGCUGGCAACUAAGAAUGAAAGUGGCCUGAGUGAAAAUCCUUUGAAGAUUUCAUGGCUCGAAGGACAGCCCGAGGUUAUUGCUCCAGCAUCUCAACCUGGCCAGUUCAUGUCUUUACAGGGUGCCCUGUCAAAUGAGCGUGACUAUGAGAGCGUGGUGAUGAUGAGGAUGAGGCAGGCUGCUGAGCGGCAGAAGCUCAUAGAACAACUGCAGAGAGAAGAUGACGAGGAUGCUGCGGGGUCAUAGCACAGCAGGACCCAGCUCGGUACCAUCCUGCAACUAUUAAAUGAAUACCUGUUUCAGGCUUUAGUUUCAUAAAGCCUCUUAUGUGGUUUGUUAAAAUUUUGUAUGCAAUACCUUGUGUGGCAAAAUAAGUCGUUUUAGUAAUUAAAAAGAAACUUUUUUUUUUU